UUAAGGUUGUGUUUUGAUACGACGGAAGAGGCGAAUUUCUAGAAGCAUUUUAAAGGUUUCAUUUGCAUUUAAAACAAAUUCAUGUAUUAUAAAAUGUAGGAUACGUCUCCUCGUAUCCAUCUACUUAAUCUGGGAUUACAAUAAAGGGUGUGAGAUAAUUAAACAUUGAAAAUGGCAAGUGCUUCAUUAUUACCCAAAACUUUCACUGCUAUUGGUGGCAAAGCCCUACCUAACAACUCACAACAAAACAUUCAGUCAAAAUUUAAAGAGAUGACGGUUGCGCCAGGAAAUACUCCUCAAGAUGUAAAAGAAGGCAUCAAUAACCAAUCAAAUCCAAACCAUUUGGCUUCUCUACAAAAGGCCAUUGAAACUAUGGAAGAGAAGGGCUUGCAAUCUGAUCCUAGAUAUGCACAGUUACUUGCAUUAAGAGCUAGCAUUCCUGGGACAGAAGAAAAUGGUUCUCCCUUCUCAAACAACCAAAUCAAACAACUAAGAAACCAAAUAAUGGCUUACAGGUGUUUGGCAAGAAAUCAACCUGUUCCAAACAAUUUAGUCUUAGGUUUGCAUGGAAAAACUCCUGAGAAGGGUCCACAUAUUGUACCUUCACCACAAUCUCAAGAAGUAGCUAAUGGGUGCGAUCCAGGACCUUCCACAAGUUCUGCUGCCGCUAUAGCUCCUAGAACACCACAAAAACCGGUAAAACCAAUUGAGGCUCAACUUGUCAACAGAGAACCAAGAGUUACUACACUAUCUAAACCAUCUUCUAUAGACCCUGUUGUUCUACUACAAGAACGCGAAAACAGGGUAGCAGCUCGUAUAGCAGCAAGGAUCGAACAAGUUAGCAAUCUGCCUACUGAUAUGUCUGAGACACUACGCAUUCGAGCACAAAUAGAACUCAGAGCUUUGAGAUGUCUAAAUCUCCAGAGACAACUUCGUAGUGAGGUUUUGAGCUGCAUUCGAAGAGACACAACGCUAGAAACGGCAGUAAAUGUAAAAGCAUUUAAGCGAACCAAACGUCAAGGUCUUCGAGAAGCGAGGGCAACGGAAAAACUUGAAAAACAACAAAAACUGGAAGCAGAGAGAAAGAAACGCCAGAAGAACCAAGAAUUCUUGAACAAUGUGUUGUCACACGCUAAAGAAUUCAAAGAAUUCCACAGACAGAACCAAGCAAAACUUUCUAAACUUAAUAAAGCUAUUCUGACGUAUCACGCUAAUGCCGAGAGAGAGCAAAAGAAGGAACAGGAGAGAAGAGAAAAGGAACGUAUGAAGAAAUUGAUGGCGGAAGACGAAGAAGGUUAUAGACAGUUGAUCGAUCAAAAGAAAGACAAACGUCUAGCGUUCUUGCUUUCCCAAACAGAUGAAUAUAUCAGUAAUUUAACGGAGAUGGUGAAAAUGCACAAAGUUGAACAAAGUAACAAGAAGCGAGAAGAAGAACGACGGAAGAGAAGGCAAGACAAGAUGCAGCAGCCCGACAGGAAAGUUACAGUUAUCGAAAUGGCUACUGGGAAUAAGGUUAGCGGAGAAAACGCUCCGACUGUCCAGGAACUUCCUGAAUGGUUACAGACUCAUCCUGGUUGGGAGAUGAUAGAUACAGAAGACGAGGACGAAAACGACGAAUAUAGAAUGGACGACUAUGAAGAAAGUAAUCAAAUCGACGCUACAGAAAUCAUUCAGAAAGCUAAGGUUGAGGAUGACGAAUAUCACAAGAAUGCCACAGAGGAACAGACCUACUAUGGUAUUGCACAUACAGUAAGCGAGUCAGUAACGGAACAAGCCUCCAUUAUGGUUAACGGUGAAUUGAAAGAGUACCAAGUCAAAGGGUUGGAAUGGAUGGUAUCAUUGUAUAACAACAAUCUUAACGGUAUCCUAGCAGAUGAGAUGGGUCUGGGUAAGACUAUUCAAACCAUUGGCUUGAUCACCUACUUGAUGGAGAAAAAGAAGUUGAAUGGACCAUUUUUGAUCAUUGUACCAUUAUCCACUAUUUCUAAUUGGAUGUUGGAGUUCGAAAAAUGGGCUCCUUCUGUUGUGGUAGUUUCCUAUAAGGGCUCACCUGGUCACAGGAAAUUGAUUCAGGGUCAGAUGAAGUCAGCAAAAUUCAAUGUUCUUCUUACUACUUAUGAAUAUAUCAUUAAAGAUAAGGGAAUUCUUUCAAAAGUACCGUUUAAGUAUAUGAUCGUCGACGAAGGUCACAGAAUGAAGAACCACCAUUGUAAGUUGACCCAAACGUUGAACACUCACUAUGCAGCUCCUUUCCGCCUUCUGUUAACCGGUACUCCUCUACAAAACAAACUACCGGAACUGUGGGCAUUGCUUAACUUCUUACUUCCGUCGAUUUUCAAGAGUUGCUCCACUUUCGAGCAGUGGUUCAACGCCCCUUUCGCAACCACGGGAGAAAAGGUCGAGCUUAACGAAGAAGAAACCAUCCUUAUCAUCCGACGUCUUCACAAAGUCCUUCGACCUUUCCUCUUAAGACGUCUCAAAAAGGAAGUAGAGUCUCAGCUUCCCGACAAAGUUGAAUACAUUAUCAAAUGCGAGAUGUCCGGUUUGCAAAAAGUAUUGUACCAACACAUGCAGAGCAAAGGAGUUCUGCUUACCGACGGGUCCGAAAAGGGUAAUAGGGGUCGAGGUGGAGUCAAAGCUAUCAUGAAUACCAUCAUGCAGCUGCGGAAGCUGUGUAAUCAUCCUUUCAUGUUCCAGAUGAUCGAAGAGAAGUAUUGUGAUUAUAUGGGCAUGGCUGGGGGACUCACAUCAGGGCCGGAUAUAUACAGAUCAUCCGGUAAAUUUGAACUUCUGGAUCGAGUAUUGCCAAAACUGAAGGCGACUGACCACAGAGUCCUACUGUUCUGUCAAAUGACGACGUUGAUGAACAUCAUGGAAGACUACUUCAUUUGGAGAGGUUACAAAUAUCUUCGUCUGGAUGGUAUGGUAAAAUCAGAGGAUCGGGCAGAACUACUCAAGAAGUUCAACGAUAAACAAAGCGAAUAUUUUGUGUUUUUAUUGUCUACAAGAGCCGGAGGUCUUGGACUAAACUUGCAAACUGCUGAUACUGUUAUCAUCUUUGAUUCUGACUGGAAUCCUCACCAGGAUUUGCAAGCUCAAGAUCGUGCCCAUCGUAUAGGUCAGCAAAAUGAAGUCAGGGUCCUACGUCUAAUGACAGUGAAUUCAGUGGAAGAAAGGAUCUUAGCUGCAGCUAAAUACAAACUUAUAAUGGACGAGAAAGUAAUCCAAGCUGGUAUGUUCGAUCAGAAGUCGACAGGCUCAGAGAGACAUCAGUUUUUGCAGAGUAUUUUACACCAUGACGGUAGCGACGAAGAAGAGGAAAACGAAGUUCCCGAUGACGAAACAGUGAACCAGAUGUUGGCCCGGAGAGAAAACGAGUUUCAACUUUUCCAGAAAAUGGAUCAGGAAAGAAAGGAAGCGGACGAAAAGACUGGAAAGUCGCGACUUAUUCAAGAAAGCGAAUUGCCCGAAUGGCUUUUGAAGCAGGACGAUGAAAUCUACUCUUGGGGCCUUGAAGACCCAGAUGCUGUUUUGGGAAGGGGUAGCAGGCAAAGAAAAGAAGUUGAUUAUGUUGAUAGCUUGACGGAGAAAGAGUGGCUUAAGGCUAUUGACGAAGAGGGCGGCGAAAUAGAGGAAGAACAAGAAGGCGAUAAAGAAGUUGUCAAAAAGAAAAGAGGUAGGAAGAGGAAGAAGCGCGAUGAUGACGAAGAGGCAAGCCAAAUUAAACGAAGAAAGGUGCAUCUACUCGAGAUCAAGUUGAAGAAAAAGAUGAAGAGGCUUAUGGAAGUCGUUGUUAACUACAAGGACAGGGAUGGUAGAGUAUUGAGCGAACCAUUUAUGAAACUUCCAUCAAAGAAGGAGUUACCUGGAUAUUACGAUACGAUUAAGAAACCUAUUGAUAUUGAAAAGAUCGUUGCCAACGUAGAAGAAGGAAAAUAUUUCACGAUGCACGAUUUGGAAAGAGAUUUCGUCUUGCUGUGCCAAAAUGCCCAACAAUACAACGAAGAAGAUUCCAUGAUCUACGAAGACAGCCUCGUUCUUCGCCAGGUGUUUAGAAGCGCGAGGGAAAAGAUCGACGGCACGUCAGACCACGAUGACAACCCCGAUGGGGGAGAGCCGAAAGAGAAGAUUAAACGACCUCGUGGCAGGCCUCGAAAGCACAAGAGGCCUGAAGAGAUCGAGGCAGAAGCGGCGGCUCAGAAGGCUAUGGAAGAGGCGUCGAAGCUGAGAGCUCAAGCCGAGGCAGAGGAGCUUAGGGCUAAGGUGGAGGAGGCAUCUCAGAAAGCCAAAGAGGAAGCGAAAGCAAGGGAGGAAGCCAAAGCCAGGGAAGAGGCCGAAAUCGAGGCCAUGGAGGAGAUUCCCACAAGCACAUGAUCUAUAGAGCAACCAGAAACAAAAAGGCAAAAAAGAAAUAUUAUAUAGAAAAGAUGUACAUGUUCGAUGGAGAUACAUUUUCACUGAGUUACAACUGGUAAUAUUUUUUUAACAGAUAUUUUUGACAUAAGAAUGUUGACGUUCAGAUGAAGUAUAUUUAUAGAAUAAUCCGGACCUUUAAUUUUUGCUUGUUUUGUUUGCUGUAUUGUUCAAUUUAUUCAAAAUUCAAUAAUACCAGCUUACCUAAAUGAUUUAGAAAAGAUACUCAAUGAUUUAGAUAAGUUUUAAGAUUAUGUUUAUUGGUUUUAAUAUUACUACCUUUAUUAUAGCAUAUUGUAAUUAUUUUACCCUGUAACUGUUUCAAGGAGAGUCCUUGUGUGGUAAAUAAAUCGCAAGAUAGAAGUUUAAAUUUAUUAAACAUCUUCAAAUUUACAAAAUGAUCAAAUUAAUGUUUACAAUUUACUUUUUCACCACUCAAAUUCACUGUCACUACUGUCAGUCAUCGGGAUGUCAUUUUAUAUAGUUCCAUGUCUGUAUUGUUUCUAGAAUAAUUCUAAAUCAUAGUAUUAUCUCAAGUUGUAGUACCAUUCGUUUUCAGUGUACAUAUCAAAUAUCUUUUUGUUGACCGUUUCUAAACGCUUAUCCAAAAUUUUUAAAAUUUGUACGGUCGCAGCGUAUAUUUGUACCUUACGCAUGCAUAAGCCAUAGCCAUUUUGAUAAUCCACUACCUCUAGUUGCUAUACCGUGCGGAAAACAAGCAGUUUAAUAUACGUGGACGAAACUGAGAAACACGUGUAUGUCCAUUUCCGUUUACUUAAAUAAUUCCGUAUUCCCUCUCAUCGUACUACUCAUCCAUCAGACAACUCGAUUCAUUUCCGAAUUUCAAUUCAAAGUCUUAUAUCCACUUUUGGAUGUUAUACUACAGUGUUUAAGAAACAUAUGAUUAGUCUUGAAAGAAAGAAGUUUUCUUGUUAGCUUGCUGAUCUAUUACUUGAUGAGUAAUAUAUACAAGACGUGUUUAGCGUUCGUCCCUCAACUAUUUUCUGAACCAUUUCUCUCAGUUGGGGCACCUGUAUAUUGUUUUUAUGAUGUAAAAUUAUUUUGAAGGGGAUAAUAUAGCAAAUAAUACUUCAUUUGAAAGCUGUUGCAUCACUCAAUAUGUAAAAUGUAAAGGUAAAAAUGAUCAAUUGCUAAAAGGACCUCUCACAAACCUUACGAAAAAGUGCUCUCGGUUAAAUCUGCCCAAAAUUUGCCUUGUUGUAGUAUUCGAUGUGUCGACAAAAGUCUCAAUGGACACAGGACUGAAAAACCAAAAUUUGAGGGCGCUGAAGAUCGUCAAAGUUGUUACUGCGUUACGUAGGUAAUAGCACCAAAACCAAGAUCACCCUUACGAAUUUAAUUUGACUUUGAGGAUAUAAUCAGCGGAGAUAUCUACUCUGUCCUUAAUCCUUUCAACCACGCUACAAGAAAUAACUAAUAAAAAUCUGAAAGUUUUCAGCCUUUUUCUAUUAUUUUUUUUGAAGAUUUUUAAUACAUAGAAUUUGCAAAAACUCUGGAUUGCAAAAUUAUUAUGCAAAAACUAUUAAACUGGUCCUAACAAAAUUUAGCGUAUGUUUCUGUCUUUCAUCCACCUCCAGAACCAUGGAUUUUCCAAGAGAAACAAUCUCAUCUACCACUGACACUUCGGGUGCCAGUCCUUCGAAAAUGAGGGAAACAAGCAAAGCAGACAGACUGAGGUUUAUAGUAAAAAUUUACAAACUGUAAAUUACACCGACAUCGAGAGUGUAAUAUGGUUAGUAUUAGAAUCCGAAUUUUGGUCGGAUUAAACUUCCAAUGACCAUUUAAUUUGUCGGUCCAAGUAAUAGUCACGUACAGACCCUUAAAAUAAUCUUUAUGGCGAGGCCGUAAAGAUCUAUUACCAGUAAAUCUACCUUUUAUUUACAAAGCAAAUUAAAACUAGUCAAAUAAGAGGUAUGAAUUUGAAUAAAAACCGAUUCCUCGUAUCUCAAAUCUUGCUCUCAUCUCAAAGCAAAAAAUCGUACGCUCCGUGGCUCGUAUCUCAAAAUACUUGUAUAUUAGGGCGCUUGUAUAUCAAGGUACCAUUGUAUUAUGUAACAUUGAAAAACGAAACUUUUAGCUUCUAUAAUUUUUUUUUUGUAAGAAGCAAUACCUCUCGAGUAAUACGAAAAUAUGGGUGCAAAAAGAAAAUUAAUCACAUGGUUUACGACUGGCCCAUAUCGCAAUUAUUGAUACAAGGUACAGCUGCGGUCACUAAAUAGUUUACACCUUAAUUUUUACAUUGUAAUACUGUAAAAAUGCAGUGUCGUCCAGAAUUUGCUAAAUGUCAGGCUUGUCAAAAAUUUUGCGCGCAUUGAAAGUAAAAUAAAAAGGCAUUUGAAUCACGCGCAACAAACAAGUUCAAUUACCUAAGUCGAAGAACAGUAAAAAGUUCUUUCUUUAAUUUCCAUUUGGUUAUAUUUUGUACAGUAGAUUUAUUUUAAUUGAUUUUUAAUUUUAAUCAACCUAUUUUGUCCGGGUCCGCCAUUGGUAAUGUGACUGACGUAAAGUGUGCGUUUAAGCGGGGUAAAAAUUCAAAAAAUCAGCUACUAGAUAUGUGAGGGCGUAAACUAUUCAAUGAUAGCAGUUAUCCAUCCUGAAGUGAUUCCAGCAAAAAAUAGACUCCUAUGGAAAAUGACAUUUGAAUGCAAAUUUAAUCUAGCUAUAAAUAGAUGUAUGACAAAGUUUUUAACACUAAAGUAUCUUUGAACAUAUGACUUAAUAAUAAUAUUCUUACGUUUUCAUUAUUUCAUAUUUCGAUGACGUAGCUGUCAGUUUAAAUUUAAUAUUUUCCAUUUUCCGAUUCAAAAUAUAAAUCUUUAUCUGGAAAUAUUGACGAAGCAUUUAGAAUUUGAACUCAGGCAACUUUAGCUAAAUAAUUAUAACCGAUCCUCGAAUACCUGUAACAUCAAAAUGUAUCCCCGUUGAUCAUGUUUAUAAUAAAGAGUAGUAUUUCGUAUAAGAGUAGUAUGUUGUAUACAUUUUUUUAUAACAGUAUUGCUGUGUAAUGACAUUUAGAAUCUAUCUGUAGUUAUAGGUUGUGGACUGAACCAUUUCGUUUUCGUAAGCUGUAUGUUUUAUACGACUAUUUAUUGUCCUUUAUAGAUAUACAUAAUAGAUUCCAAAACAAGAA
This is a messenger RNA of Diabrotica balteata, 7564 nucleotides long. The record is from the annotation of a GenBank genome assembly. Lineage: Eukaryota; Metazoa; Arthropoda; Insecta; Coleoptera; Chrysomelidae.